AUGUCUUGUAAUUUUACUUCAAGCAACAAGUUCUUUAAUUUCAAUUCUUUGUUACCAUUCCUCUAUACCUCUUCCCGCCUCUCCUCCACCUCUUCCUCCACAGGUUCUCUCGGAACCUUAAUCGGGCCCGGCUCCAUCUCCAUAUUCGGAAGAAUAACCGGAUUUUUUCAGUGCGAUUGUGGGGCAAUUGCGGUAUAUAAAGUGGGGGUUCUUCAUCCAACUUUCUUCACCAUUAUGACUCCCAACCCAUCUUUAGUGCUCAACAAGGUCAAUGACAUUACCUUCGAGACCCUCGAAGCUCCUACGCUUCUGGAACCCAAUGAGGUGAUGGUCGAGGUGAAAAAAACCGGUAUUUGUGGAAGUGAUAUCCACUACUAUUCCCAUGGAAAAAUCGGCGAUUUUGUUCUUACCCAGCCAAUGGUUUUGGGUCACGAGUCCGCAGGUGUGGUUACGGCGGUGGGCCUGAACGUGAAGUCGUUGAAGGUUGGAGAUAGGGUGGCUAUUGAGCCCGGAGUGCCUUCGCGGUUUUCCGAAGAGUACAAAAGUGGGCACUAUCAAUUGUGUCCCAACAUUGUAUUUGCGGCAACUCCAGACCCCAAGCACGGGUCUCCUAGUCCUCCUGGUACCCUCUGUAAGUAUUACAAGUCGCCAGAAGAUUUUCUUGUGAAACUUCCAGACUGCGUUUCCUUGGAGUUGGGUGCGAUGGUUGAACCACUUAGUGUCGGUGUCCAUGGGUGUAAACAGGCCAAAGUCACGUUUGGCGACGUGGUAGUGGUCUUUGGAGGAGGUCCGGUUGGUCUUUUGGCGGCAGCAGCUGCAACCAAGUUUGGUGCUGCCAAAGUCAUGGUGGUCGACGUCAUUGACGACAAGUUAAAAAUGGCUUUGGAAGUUGGUGUGGCCACCCAUACGUUCAAUUCCAAGUCUGGAGGUGCUGACGAGCUUGUCAAGGAGCUUGGCGAACACCCAGAUGUUGUAAUUGAGUGUACCGGUGCUGAAGUGUGUAUCAAUUUGGGCAUUGAGAGCUUGAAAAUGGGUGGUCGUUUUGCUCAAGUAGGCAAUGCCACUCGUCCCGUGAGCUUCCCAAUCGUUGCAUUUUCGUCGCGUGAGUUGACUUUGUACGGCUCGUUCCGUUACGGAUACAAUGACUACAAAACCAGUGUUGCAAUCUUGGAACACAACUACCGUAAUGGUCGUGAAAACGCAGCCAUAGACUUUGAAAAGUUGAUCACCCAUCGAUUCAAGUUUGAGGAUGCAAAGAAGGCAUACGACUACAUUCGUGACGGAAACGUGGCAGUAAAAGUUAUUAUAGAUGGUCCCGAGUAA
Meyerozyma guilliermondii ATCC 6260 is the source of this 1323-nucleotide messenger RNA. RefSeq names its product L-iditol 2-dehydrogenase (gene XYL2). The record is from RefSeq and is a predicted model, not a curated record. Gene Ontology annotation, molecular function: L-iditol 2-dehydrogenase (NAD+) activity; zinc ion binding. The transcript has a single exon. Lineage: Eukaryota; Fungi; Ascomycota; Pichiomycetes; Serinales; Debaryomycetaceae. Gene Ontology annotation, biological process: D-sorbitol catabolic process. Bases 1 to 1323 code for a protein of 440 amino acids.